This is a messenger RNA of Sesamum indicum (sesame), 2166 nucleotides long. RefSeq names its product putative sulfate transporter 3.4. The record is from RefSeq and is a predicted model, not a curated record. Lineage: Eukaryota; Viridiplantae; Streptophyta; Magnoliopsida; Lamiales; Pedaliaceae. Gene Ontology annotation, biological process: transmembrane transport. Gene Ontology annotation, cellular component: membrane.
CCGAGCGAGGCGGGUUCAGCAAAUGCGCCGCUAACGCGGCCGCCGGGAGUGCACAGAGUGUGCUUGCCGCCGCGCCAGACCUCCGUGCAGAAACUCCGGCGCCGUCUCUUGGAGAUCUUCUUCCCCGACGACCCAUUGCAUAGAUUUAAGGAUCAGACGUGGUUCAGAAGGUUGGUCACGGGGCUACAGUGUUCCUUCCCCAUUCUCAAAUGGGCGCCGCAUUACAGCUUUAAGCUGCUGAAAUGUGAUGUUGUUUCCGGCGUUACGAUUGCGAGCCUUGCGAUUCCGCAGGGGAUUAGUUAUGCAAAGCUGGCAAAUUUGCCACCCAUAAUUGGGCUCUACUCGAGUUUUGUACCGCCGUUGAUAUAUGCUGUUCUUGGGAGUUCUCAUCAUCUUGCAGUCGGUCCCGUCUCGAUAGCUUCUCUUGUGAUGGGCACGAUGCUAAGUGAAGCUGUUUCUUACACAGCGGAACCUGCUCUCUACCUUAAACUGGCUUUCACAUCAACAUUCUUUGCAGGACUGUUCCAGGCUUCUCUAGGUUUCCUAAGGUUAGGAUUUAUUAUCGAUUUUCUGUCAAAGGCAACUCUAGUUGGCUUCAUGGCAGGUGCAGCAAUCAUUGUUUCAUUGCAACAGCUAAAAGGGCUACUUGGGAUAGUCCAUUUCACAUCCAAGAUGCAAAUAAUUCCCGUGUUGUCUUCUGUCUUUAAUCACAGAAAUGAGUGGUCUUGGCAAACAAUUACGAUUGGAAUUAUUUUUCUGGCCUUGUUACUGACAACUAGGCACAUUAGCUCAAGAAGACCAAGACUGUUUUGGAUUUCGGCAGCUGCUCCAUUAACAUCAGUUAUUCUCUCUACCAUCCUAGUAGUCUGUCUCAAGUCCAAACUUCACGACAUUCAAACUAUUGGCCAAUUGCCUAAGGGUCUGAAUCCACCAUCUGCACGCAUGCUGCUCUUUACCGGUGGUCAUCUGGCUCUAACAAUCAAAACUGGUAUCACCACUGGAGUACUUUCUCUGACAGAAGGCAUUGCGGUAGGGAGGACAUUUGCUGCUCUGAAAAACUACCAAGUUAACGGCAACAAAGAAAUGGUGGCCAUUGGCCUCAUGAACAUAGCUGGCUCUUGUUCUUCAUGUUACAUCACCACUGGUUCGUUUUCGCGAUCUGCUGUGAAUUAUAAUGCUGGAGCACAAUCUGGGGUGUCAAACAUUAUAAUGGCUGGAGCCGUUCUCAUAACUUUGUUGUUUCUCAUGCCACUCUUCCGUUACACUCCCAAUCUCAUCCUGGCAGCCAUUAUCAUAACAGCUGCAGUAGGCCUGAUCGAUUAUGGGGCUGCAUACAAACUAUGGAAAGUUGACAAGCUCGACUUCGUAGCUUGCUUGUGUUCCUUCUUUGGCGUUCUGUUUAUCUCAGUGGCUCUUGGUCUUGCUAUAGCAGUUGGAAUUUCAGUUUUCAAGAUUCUGUUGAAUGUAACAAGGCCAAACACGGUUUCUCUGGGGAACAUUCCCGGAACUCAAAUAUAUCAAAACCGUAGCAGAUACACGCAAGCUGUUAGAGUUCCAUCUUUUCUUAUCCUUGGCAUCGAGGCUCCCAUUUACUUUGCGAAUUCCACUUACCUACAAGAAAGAAUCUUGAGAUGGAUCAGGGAAGAGGAGCAGUGGCUGGCAUCAAACGACAUAUGUGAUUUGAGAUGUGUGAUUCUUGACAUGACCGCUGUGACGGCAAUAGACACAAGCGGUCUCGACAUGAUCAGCGAACUCAGAAAGAUGCUCGACAACCGAUCACUCAAGCUCGUCUUGGCAAAUCCCGUUGGAAGUGUAAUGGAGAAACUGCAUAAAUCCAAUGUCUUGGAGUUGUUCCACUUUGAAGGACUAUACUUGACGGUCGGAGAAGCUGUAUCCGACAUCUCUUCUUCAUGGAAGGAUCAACCUUGAAGACAACCUGGCUUUCACGCUGUUUCAGUGAGGGCUGAAGGCAGAGGUUUCUGUUGUUUUUGGUUGCUAGAAGUUGUAGCUUAACUUAUUGAUGUGUACUAUGUUUUGUAGUUCAAAGUCCAGACAUACACACAACUCUUUCAAAGUAAGAGUUUUUUGUUGGUCUGUGACUUGACAUUUGUAGGUUCUUUUUCAAGAUUGUUAGAUAUUAGGGUAAAUUAUAUUAACAACAUGAGA